This is a messenger RNA of Macrosteles quadrilineatus (aster leafhopper), 852 nucleotides long. RefSeq lists its product as uncharacterized. The record is from RefSeq and is a predicted model, not a curated record. NCBI's taxonomy places the organism in Eukaryota, Metazoa, Arthropoda, Insecta, Hemiptera, Cicadellidae. The transcript has 4 exons. Bases 1 to 852 code for a protein of 283 amino acids.
AUGGCGCCCGAAAAGGGACGGUGGGCAUCGUAUGCCUUGCCUGGUUACCCCCACUCCUUGCAGGGUAAUCACCAGUGCGGCCAGUCUUUGGCGAGACGGCACAGAUCCCCUACACUAUCCAGACGGCACAGGACUUUACCACGAGACUCAACAAACUCCCCAACACCACCACCAUCACAUACACCAACACCACCACCUAGACCAACACCUCCACCACAAGAACCGUCUACACUAGAACAACCACCACCUCCACCUCACCAUCUAUUACGUCCAACACCACAACAAUCCUCUACACUUCCACAACAAUUAAUUAUACCACAAGCACCACAACUACAGCUACCCCAACCACAACUCCCGAGACUGCUCCAAAACACAACAUAUCCUCCACGACAGUACUUUACACAUCCUACCACCCUCCAGUAUCAACGUUUCAUCCAUCAGCCUCCUCCCCCACUCAACCCCAUUCGAAAUCAUGUCCCAGUUUGUCGUGUCCCCCAUCCACAACCAUCAAGGCCUUCUUUCAUCCACGCCCCACAUCAAAUCGCUUUAAAUCCUUAUCUCCUUCCUUCCCAUCCCCCACAACAUCAAUACACCCCUCGAACCUCAAAUCCCCGCCAGGAACCUCCCUCUCAACUACGUGAGGAGCCUGCCCCACCAGGCGAUGAUCUUCGCUGGACCAAGGGGCCCCUGAGAAUUCUACACUCCACACUCCAGGCCGCCGACCACGCGGCGGAGAAGAAAGGAUCGGUCGACGGCAGCAACUCUGAUCAUAGAAAACCUAUCCUAAACCUGCCUGAAAAGCGAACGAGAAACCUGAUCCUGAAACAAACUCUGAUUUACCUAGAUUUAUAA